ACUUCUCCUUCGACACCGAGCGCAGCCCCGGGCCCCUCAGCUGUGACAAGGCCACGCAGACCCCCAGCCCGCCCUGCCAGGCCCUCAGCCACUGCCUCAGCGCCAUGGCUUCCCGAUGGCAGUCUCACUCGCUAGCAGACGACAUACAGCCCGAAAUCUGGAUUGCACAGGAGCUGCGGCGCAUUGGAGACGAGUUCAAUGCCUCCUAUUGUCCAAGAAGGGGUUUCUUGGAUAACCAGGCAGGAAACCCCCAGAUCAUCAUUUUGCGUCUCCUGCAUUACAUCAUCCGCCUCAUCUGGAGGAUGCAGGACGUCCGGCAGGGGCUGUUGAAUGAGGAUGGACGUCCCAUGCUGACCUGUUGGGACUCUCCGAUGGAGGAUUUUAUCUGA
This is a messenger RNA of Mesitornis unicolor (brown roatelo), 389 nucleotides long. It is a transcript of the gene BCL2L11, whose product is annotated as BCL2-like 11 (apoptosis facilitator). The annotation marks the transcript as partial. The record is from RefSeq and is a predicted model, not a curated record. The transcript has 4 exons. Gene Ontology annotation, biological process: meiosis I. Lineage: Eukaryota; Metazoa; Chordata; Aves; Mesitornithiformes; Mesitornithidae.